Molecule: messenger RNA, 1215 nt
Organism: Aspergillus aculeatinus CBS 121060
Lineage: Eukaryota; Fungi; Ascomycota; Eurotiomycetes; Eurotiales; Aspergillaceae
Exons: 2
Coding region: 1-1215 (404 amino acids)
Source: RefSeq, a predicted model, not a curated record
AUGACCGAUUCAGCAUCGACAAAUCCGCCGUGGGCCACACGCGUGAAGGCCGUUCUGGUCUCUUCAUCCACUCGCGAGAAUCCCUCUGUUGCUGGUUUUCGUCUUGCCUAUGAUAAAAUCACUAACCAAGGAUGCAUUUCUCUCAGUAUCAGGGCAAAUCUAACGAAUCGUCCGAGCGGUGAAGAAGAUACGCUGAUAUUGAGAAUCCCUCCCGAGUCAGUCAAGACAUGUAACCUAAUCUCAGCAAGCGACGAAACACUUUGUUCCGACUAUUUUGCUUCGAAGCUUCCGACAAGAGUGAAAAACAUUCGAGACGUCUCAACACUGACACUGGAACUUAAUCGGGCGCCCGCGGAGGGGACGGUUCUUUGCUCAUCUGAGAUGUCGUCUCUACCCCCUGCGACUCAUGGGGACUGGAAUUUCGCUUCCUUUGCAAGGAUUUGUGAAUUCGCUUCUCUACGUAUCCACUUUGCCGCGCGACAAUUCGUGGGUGGUGAACUCGGGAUCUUGAAGACUUUCGUCCGUGGCCUUGAGACAAGAAGCCUUAAAGCAGUAUCUUUUGAUGACUCUCGCCAAGGUCUGGUCGAGAGAGUCUGGAAGGACCUGGAUGUGUCGCUUGAGCGACCGCCAGAUUAUGAGGAGCCUGCGCCCGAGCAGGUCAAGCAAGUGGAUCCACCCCCAUAUAAUGAGGAACCCAAGUCAGCGCAUGUAGGCGGGAAACGGGCCCGAGAUCCCGAGAAUCAUCUGCUGUCUGACUCCGAGAAAUUUCCUUCUGCCCGGGUGGAAGCCAUGGAACACCGCCUCGAACGCAUCGUCGAGGAGAAGAUCAAGCGUUUCAUCGAACCACACAUCCUCGACGCGAUCAUCGAUAGCGCUGUAAGCGAGUGCCGGGACCAGUUCCUGGAUGAAUGCCACCUUCACGAGACCGAGUUUCGCGACCAGGUGGAGGACGGAAACACCGAGGUCCGCAUUACCGCCAACGACUGCAUGAAGGAAAUGGAAGAACAAGCCCAACGGCAUCUGGACGAAAUCAAAGAGCAAGCGCAGCAGUAUUUGCAUAAGAUCGAGGACCAGGGAAUCGAGGCGGAGAUAUCCGUGGAGAAAAAGGUCGCGAAAUUAAAGCAUGAGUUGAACAUGUCGGCGCCGUCUCUGCCUGAUCGCGAGUCAAGGCCUAGCCAGGAACUUGGCCCCAAGGGUAGGCGCAGCUCUAUCUAG